Messenger RNA from Drosophila gunungcola (fruit fly), 743 nucleotides. RefSeq names its product lysozyme. Gene Ontology annotation, molecular function: lysozyme activity. The record is from RefSeq and is a predicted model, not a curated record. The transcript is spliced from 3 exons. Lineage: Eukaryota; Metazoa; Arthropoda; Insecta; Diptera; Drosophilidae. Bases 128 to 613 code for a protein of 161 amino acids.
AUUCCCAGCUCAGUUGAUCGCACAGCUCGAUAGAUUUCGGUUUUAUACACCUCUAGAGAAUACUGUUUAGCGGUUCAUUAAAUUGCAGUUUAAAACAAAUCUUUUUCGGACAAAAGUACUGCUUAAAAUGGCUGCCAACAAAUUGUGCUGCACAUUGGCCAUUGGCGCUUUAUUGUGCCUGGGAUUCGCUGCUCUCAUUCAAGCCCAGGAUAAGCCGGUGACUGAUGUGUGCCUGGGCUGCAUCUGCGAGGCCAUCAGUGGAUGCAAUCAGACCCGUUACUGCGGCGGCGGAGUCUGUGGCCUGUUUCGCAUUACCUGGGCCUACUGGUCCGACGGCGGCAAGCUGACCUUGGGCAACGAGAGUCCCCAGGCGGAGGACGCAUAUGCCAACUGCGUGAACGAUCCGUACUGUGCGGCCAACACGAUCCAGAAUUACAUGACCAAGUUCGGACAGGAUUGCAAUGGUGAUAAUGCCAUCGAUUGCUAUGAUUUUGCGGCUAUCCACAAGUUGGGAGGAUACGGGUGCAAGGGCGAGCUGAGCUAUCAGUACCAGACGCAGCUGACCAACUGCCUUAAUUCGUUCCAGAAAAUCGACGUUCGCACCAGCAAGUAAUCCCAUUAUCUUGCUAAACUUAUGUUCUAAUUAAAUUUUAAUAAUGUAAUAAUUAAUAAUUUAUGGCAAUGCAUUUGAAUUCGAAGAAGAUUGAUAAUAAAUGACAAUACGACAAGAGAAUAAAUAUAAA